AAUCAAAAUUAUAAAAAAUAAUUCUCACAAAGUAGUUUUAGCGAUUUUAAACUAAAUAUGGACAUUAAUUUUGAGGGUAAACGUAUCCUUGUUACUGGAGCAUGUCAAGGGAUCGGAAGGGAUGUCAGUAUCAGGCUAUCCCAAUUUAAAGGGACAGUGAUAGGAUUAUCUCACAUGCAGAGCCAACUUGAAACUUUGAGAAAAGAAAAUCCAAAUAUAGAAACUGUGUGUGUGGAUCUUCGAAAUUGGGACGACACUAAAAACGCCGUUCAAAGUGUUCUACCGGUUGACUUAUUGGUUAAUAGUGCAGGAGUUAUUUACAAUAAACCUUUUUUGGAUGCUACAGAGGAUGACUUUGAUCAGACUUUUGCAGUAAAUGUCAAGGCGAUGAUGAAUGUUUCUCAAGUUGUUGCUAAGGAUAUGAUCAAACGGAAAAUUUUUGGUGGAAGUAUUGUAAACUUGUCUUCUCAAGCGAGUGAAGCUGCUUUAAAAGAUCAUAUAGUUUACUGUUCUUCCAAAGGAGCAGUGCAAAUGAUGACGAGAACAAUGGCCCUGGAACUUGGUCCACAUAAUAUUCGUGUGAAUUCUGUGAACCCAACGGUAGUUUUAACAGAAAUGGGCAAACUUGCUUGGAAAGAUCCGGAAAAGGCUAAAAAUAUGCUCAACAAGAUUCCUCUAGGACGUUUUGCUGAGGUCGAAGAUGUUGUAGAUUCUAUUGUGUUUUUACUAAGCGAACGAAGUUCCAUGAUCAAUGGAAUCGCCUUGCCAGUUGAUGGAGGAUUUUUAGCUACAUAGGAAUUUUUCAAUUUAUUAUAAAUCCCUGAAAUGAUGCCAG
Molecule: messenger RNA, 835 nt
Organism: Belonocnema kinseyi
Lineage: Eukaryota; Metazoa; Arthropoda; Insecta; Hymenoptera; Cynipidae
Product: L-xylulose reductase-like
Exons: 4
Coding region: 58-795 (245 amino acids)
Biological process (GO): xylulose metabolic process; glucose metabolic process
Molecular function (GO): L-xylulose reductase (NADPH) activity; carbonyl reductase (NADPH) activity
Source: RefSeq, a predicted model, not a curated record